This is a messenger RNA of Fimicolochytrium jonesii, 1110 nucleotides long. RefSeq lists its product as uncharacterized. The record is from RefSeq and is a predicted model, not a curated record. Bases 1 to 1110 code for a protein of 369 amino acids. The transcript has 2 exons. NCBI's taxonomy places the organism in Eukaryota, Fungi, Chytridiomycota, Chytridiomycetes, Spizellomycetales, Powellomycetaceae.
AUGGCACACUUCGGAGACGGCGAGCCAUAUUUCGGCGGUGGUAUUGGUGCUGCCGGCACCAGCUCUUUGACGGACCUCAUCUCGUCACUGUGGGGAAGCAGCGAACCCGACCCCACGACGACGCAGUUGCCUUAUCAGGCCCCUGCCGGUCUGUUAUCCAUCCUGCAGAAUUUCAAACAACCAAUCGCGCCGCCAGUUACCAUCGAUACCAAGAGGCCUGACCCUGCGGCCAACGUCGAUCGGAUCGAGUAUUACACGCCCGCAACUCCCGUACGUACCAUACGUACCAAUAUACCAGACCCCGUGAAACAAACCGAUGGGGUACGGCAUGAAACGGAGCACAAUAUCCCGGCCACGCUGCCACGUAAGAAUGUACGGCCGGCCACUGGUGGAUCAACAGCAAACAGUGGCCAACGCGAACCUCCUCCGCCGUCCUUCAAGGAAGUCACAACCGGGAUGAGGUUCAGAAAGCUGAAGCCGUCAGAAGAAUCGAAUCAAAGGGAAUUCGACAUAUCAAAAAUGAAGGCCGAUCCACCGACGACGGAUUUGGAGAGAUCGAACAUUAACGGCGAUGUAGCAAGAGAGGAUUUGGGCAGAUCUAGCACGAUGCAGAGCGCGGAAAGAGUACAAAUGCGGGCCGCGGAAGAAGUCCGCCUGAUUCAUAUCGUCAGGAUCGCCGCUCACCUCCUGCACGCGCAAAUCAUACCCAUGCGGCGGCCGGACAGAGUUCAUCUGGGCAUCGUCGCGAUUCGGCUGAACGGUCCGAAACUGUACCAUCCAAUCACACGAACUCGGAGAGCAGAAGGAAUCCUAGGGGUGCGCAUCCCGAACGGCAACACCUCAUUCCGUCUAGUCCGCCGCUUCGACCCGGCAAGCGAGAAUAUCGCAACAAAUCGUCCGACGCGCUUGCCGAAAUGUCUUCAGCUAGUGGAAUUGGUCUACGCAAAGAUGUUCGAAGAGGAUUGGAUGCGCGAGACGCAGCGCCGCGUGGAAGCGAUCGAAGCGUCCUCCCACCUCCGCGCCGUCGUCAAAGCCGGAGCCCAGACCGUCGCCCGUCUUCCGGUCAGACGACGGGUAUAUUCGUCGUUGAGCGCGGCGGACGGGUUGUAA